UUUUUAUUAUGGCUUAUGGCAAAUCGAAGAUCGAAGUACAGCGAAGUGAUUCAUUUUAGUUUGGUUUGGUUUCAUUUUUUAAUAAAAAUAGAUAAAUUGCUCAUUUAAUUAUAAUUUGAAAAGACAGGACAAUACACCAAUGAUAUGAUUUUGCCUUGAGAAAUUUGCCCAUUAGCAAUUUGAAUUAUAAACUUUACCGAUGGCUGAAAAAGGAACCGUUGAUAUCAAAAGUAAAUUUGAUGCGGAAUUCCGUAGAUUCUCCGUUAAUAAAACUGAAGUUAAAACCUACGAUGAAUUUAGAAACUUUAUAGAAAAAUUACACAAGUUAACAGGCAUACCUUUUUUAAUAUCAUACAGUGAUCCCAGAGAUGGCGAUCUAUUGCCUAUAAAUAACGACGAUAAUUUGGCCAGAGCACUUACUGUGAAACCAUUACUAAGGAUUAUUCUUCAAAGAAAAGGUGAAAGUUUAGAUCAAAAUGGAUAUCAUCCUUUUAAACCGAGAAACUUGAUAAGUUCGAUAUUAGGCAGCACUCCGGGAAAAUCGAAGUCUCAUCCUUGGAUUUCGAAUCCUCAAGAUUUCCGACAGGUUUCGGCAAUUAUUGACGUUGAUAUAGUGCCUGAAACGUGUAGACGAGUUCGUUUAUUGAAGCAUGGUUCAGAUCGACCGUUAGGAUUUUAUAUACGUGAUGGUACUAGUGUACGAGUUACGCCUUCUGGAUUAGAAAAAGUUCCGGGUAUAUUCAUUUCACGACUAGUCCCUGGUGGACUUGCUGAAAGUACUGGAUUAUUAGCCGUGAAUGAUGAGGUGUUAGAAGUGAAUGGAAUUGAAGUUGCUGGUAAAACCUUGGAUCAGGUGACAGACAUGAUGGUGGCAAAUAGUUAUAAUCUUAUAAUUACUGUUAAACCCGCCAAUCAAAGAAAUACGCUAUCCGCUCCUCGACGAGGAUCAAUAUCUAGAACUUCGAGAAUUUCGGCCAACUCAAUUCAGAGUAACACUACCACGACCAAUACAUCAGAGGAUGACGAUCAUGACGAGGUAGUAAACUUCACGUAAAGGCAAGUAUUAUUUCAUCAAAAAUUAUCAUUUCUAACUACCUGAAGUCCUAAACCAUUUCUACCUAUUGAAGUAUGAAUCGAAAACAAAUUUUUUAGAUUUCAGUACUUAUAACAAUUUUGUAUUUUUUUUUGGAAAGUGUAGUCUAUCGUCUUGAUAAUAAUUUUUAAAAUGUUCUUCCUCAAGUAGUUGUGCAGUAAUUCUGUCACAUUAUUUUUUUUUUUUUUUUAGUUUCGUAAACUUAUCAUUUUAAACCGUACUUAAGUAUUCAAAAAUUGAAAAAAUAAAAUAAAAAAUAGGUGCUACCAAAGUGACAUUUUGUUCUUUACAACUGUAAUUAUUUUUAUCGUAUUAAUAAUCAUCAAAAAUCAGAUGAUAAGUUUUUAUCCGAAAUUGUGAUCAAUUAUAGGAUUAAUUAUGAUUAUUUUUCUAUUUUAAAAUUAAAUUCUUUUUGAUCUUUUCGUGAAGAAAACAAGAAUUGAAAAUUCAUGGUGAUCUGAUUGCAAGACAUAUUCGUUAUUUUAUGUUUGAUUUUUUCCUUAAUAAUAUUAAAAAUAACUUAUGAGCCGCAGCGGGAUUCUGCGCCAGGGGACAAUUUUUUUUAUUGAAAUCCCUACAGAACAAGCGAUAAAGUGACCCUAUGUACGCAUUUUUCGUUUUCCAAAAUAAAUACUAUACGUU
Planococcus citri (citrus mealybug) is the source of this 1735-nucleotide messenger RNA. RefSeq names its product partitioning defective protein 6 (gene par-6). The record is from RefSeq and is a predicted model, not a curated record. Gene Ontology annotation, biological process: centrosome cycle. Lineage: Eukaryota; Metazoa; Arthropoda; Insecta; Hemiptera; Pseudococcidae. Gene Ontology annotation, molecular function: protein binding. Bases 200 to 1054 code for a protein of 284 amino acids. The transcript is spliced from 5 exons.